This is a messenger RNA of Anolis carolinensis (green anole), 6423 nucleotides long. It is a transcript of the gene kit, whose product is annotated as KIT proto-oncogene, receptor tyrosine kinase. The transcript has 21 exons. The coding region runs from base 107 to 2992 and encodes 961 amino acids. Gene Ontology annotation, cellular component: signaling receptor complex; plasma membrane. Gene Ontology annotation, molecular function: cytokine binding; growth factor binding; transmembrane receptor protein tyrosine kinase activity. NCBI's taxonomy places the organism in Eukaryota, Metazoa, Chordata, Lepidosauria, Squamata, Anolidae. The record is from RefSeq and is a predicted model, not a curated record. Gene Ontology annotation, biological process: multicellular organism development; positive regulation of cell migration; Kit signaling pathway.
UUGGCUGCGUCGCGCGCCGCCCGCGCUUCCCCUCACACUCUUCUCCUCGCUUGUGAGGAGGUCAGUCAGUCAGUCCUCAACGGGAGGGACCGUUGCUGCUGGCGGCAUGAAAGCCUCCUGGGCUCUCGAAAUGGCCUUGCUGGCGGCGCUCCUGGGCUGCCCGGCAACAACAGAUGGCACAAGACCUUCGAUCACUCCAGAAGAAUCCCCUUUAGUUGUCAAUAGUGGGCAAGAAUUAAGGCUGUUUUGUAGGGAUGAUAGCGCUGUGACCUGGCAUAUCCAGAAUGCAGACCCAUCCGCACUGCCCAAGCAUCUAAGAUCCCAGGAGCUUUACAUAAAUGCAGUUGGACCCAGAGACACAGGGACAUAUACGUGCAAGGACAAAGAGGGCUUGAAUGACUCCAUUUACGUCUUUGUUAAAGAUCCAAAGGUUCUGUUCUUUCACGAAUCUGUUGCGUAUGCAGUUGAAGACAGUGAUGCUCUUAUUCAAUGCCCAGUGACAGACCCAGAGAUUUCAAAUUUCACAUUGAAAAGAUGUAAAAAUGCCAAGUCUCUACCUGAGAAUAUUGUGUUAAAACCUGACCCUCAGAAAGGAAUUACCAUAAAAAAUGUACAAAGAUCAUUUUUGGGCUGUUACCAAUGUGUAGCACAACACAACGGAGUGGAAAAACAGUCAGAAGCCAUCAACCUUUUUGUGCGGCCAGUUCACAAAUCCCUUCCAGUCAUCACCUUAUCCAAAGCCGACCAACUUCUUAAAGAAGGUGAAGAAUUUGAAGUUAUGUGCACAAUCAGGGAUGUUGAUAGCACUCUGCGAGCUAAUUGGAUUGUUCAAACUAAUGUGAAUCUUACAAGCAAAAGCAAGAAUGUGGGUGAUUAUGGAUAUGAACAAAAAUUAACUCUGAGCAUCCGUUCAGUGGGAGUUAAUGAUUCUGGAGCAUUCACGUGCCAAGGAAGCAACCCUUUUGGAACAUCCAAUGUCACUAUAACCUUGACAGUACUAGGUAAAGGAUAUGUCAGUUUAUCAACUUCUACAGAUUCAACGGUACAUGUCAAUGAUGGAGAAAAUCUGGCUUUAAUAGUGACCUAUGAAGCAUAUCCCAAACCAGAAGAAGAAAUAUGGAUGUAUAUGAAUGAAACCUUGCAAAAUUCAUCUGAUCAUUACGUCAGAGUCACAAAUAUAGACCGAAACAGACACUCCAGUGAGCUUCACCUUACUCGACUGAAAGGAACAGAAGGAGGCAUUUACACAUUUUUUGUGUCCAAUUCAGAUGCUAACUCCUCUAUAGCGUUCAACGUCUAUGUCAACACCAAACCAGAGAUUGUCACUUCAGAAAGACUUAGCAACGGCAUGCUUCAUUGUGUGGCUUCAGGGUACCCUGCCCCUACAAUAAACUGGUACAUUUGCCCAGGAACUGAGCAGAGGUGUUCAGAUUCAUCAAAUAUUUCUCCAGUGGACGUGAAGACCAGCUAUAAUGAUUCACCCUUUCCUUCCUUUGGAAAGGUAGUCGUUGAAAGCACCAUUGAUGCCAGCAUGUUCAAGAACAACGGCACAAUCACAUGUGAGGCUUCCAACUCCAUUGACAGGCGCACAGCUUAUUUCAACUUUGCAGUCAAAGAACAAAUCAGCACUCAUACCCUUUUCACCCCUUUGCUAAUUGGCUUUGGAGUCGCAGCAGGUCUCAUGUGCAUCACAGUUAUAGUUCUUGUGUACAAAUAUCUUCAGAAACCCAAGUAUGAGAUUCAGUGGAAAGUGGUUGAUGAAAUAAAUGGAAACAACUAUGUUUACAUAGACCCAACACAGCUUCCAUAUGAUGACAAAUGGGAGUUUCCAAGAAACCGGCUAAUUUUUGGCAAGACUCUAGGAGCUGGAGCUUUUGGGAAAGUUGUUGAAGCAACUGCCUAUGGUCUGUUCAAACCUGAUGGAGGAUUGAGAGUAGCUGUAAAAAUGCUCAAGCCCAGUGCCCAUUUCACUGAAAAGGAAGCCUUGAUGUCAGAACUGAAAGUGUUGAGUUACCUUGGCAACCAUAUUAACAUUGUGAAUUUACUAGGAGCCUGCACAAUUGGAGGUCCUACCCUGGUCAUCACGGAAUAUUGCUGUUAUGGCGACCUUUUGAAUUUCCUGAGGAGAAAACGUGAUUCUUUUAUUUGCCCAAAGCAUGAAGAAACAGCUGUUUACAAGAACCUCCUCCAUCAAAAAGAACACAUGUAUGAUGCCACCAAUGAAUAUAUGGAUAUGAAACCUGGAGUUUCUAAGGUUGUCCAUGCCAAAACUGCUAAAAGAAGUCCAGGAAGGACAGGAUCGUUUGUUAAUCAGGAUGUCACCAUUGCCAUCUUAGAAGAUGAUGAACUGGCUCUGGAUAUUGAAGACCUAUUAAGUUUUUCUUACCAGGUGGCAAAGGGAAUGAGCUUUCUGUCCUCGAAAAAUUGCAUCCAUAGAGACUUGGCAGCACGCAACAUCCUGCUCACUCAUGGACGGAUCACAAAAAUCUGUGACUUUGGUCUUGCAAGAGACAUUAGGAAUGACUCAAACUAUGUUGUCAAAGGAAAUGCACGACUUCCUGUCAAGUGGAUGGCACCUGAAAGCAUUUUUGAGUGUGUAUACACAUUUGAGAGUGAUGUCUGGUCUUAUGGAAUUUUGCUUUGGGAACUCUUCUCUCUAGGAGGCAGCCCCUAUCCUGGAAUGCCUGUGGAUUCCAAGUUCUAUAAAAGGAUUAAGGAAGGAUACAGGAUGUUUAGCCCAGAAUUUGCACCUGCUGAAAUGUAUGAGAUAAUGAAGAGUUGUUGGGAUGUUGAUCCUGUAAAGAGACCAACCUUUAAGCAAGUUGUACAACUGAUUGAACAACAGAUUUCAGAUACUACAAACCAUAUUUACUCAAAUGUUACAAGCGGCAUUUGCAGUCAAGGAAAUGGUACAGAUCAUUCUGCAAGAAUCAACUCAGUGGGCAGCAGUGCUUCGUUUACUCAGCCUCUCCUCACACAUGAAGAUGUUUGAAAACAAAUUCAGCCAGCCAUGAUUGAGAUUCUGCAGUUUUUAAACCAAUGGCUAUGAGUUGUUCUCGUUUUAUUCACCGCUACACUGAGAGUAGUAGGGAUACUACAGUAAUUUUCUUUUUUAUUGCAGUAGAGUCUCACUUAUCCAACAUAAACGGGCUGGCAGAACAUUGGAUAAGCGAAAAUGUUGGAUAAUAAUGAGGGAUUAAGGAAAAGCGUAUUAAACAUCAAAUUAUGUUAUGAUUUUACAAAUUAAGCACCAAAACAUCAUGCUUUACAACAAAUGGAUAGAAAAAGCAGUUCAGUACAUGAUAACGUUAUGUAAUAAUUGCUGUAUUUAUGAAUUUAGCACCAAAAUUUUGCAAUUUAUUGAAAAAUUGACUACAGAAACAUUGACUAUUAAAAGGCAAACUGCAUUGGAUAAUACAGAACCUUGGAUAAGCGAGACUCUACUGUACAUGCUGUUAAAAACAAAGUAGAUUGCCCAUCACAUUUACAGCAUUGUUGCACUGUUUGCUAGAGGCUGUGUCUAGUCGCUGUGUUAUUUGCAUUUGUAGUGUAGAAGUGGAAAGUAAACAUUAAAAUUUGGGAGUGGGGAAGAAUGUCUAAAAAUGGGAUAUGAACUUCUUUGAAAGCAACAUGUUUAAAAUGGAGAUCUCAAGAGCUCUAACUCUAGAAAGUUGGUGGUCGUGUUUGAAAAUUUGGAAAGGAAAUUUCCAUUACUUCUAAAGCUUUGAAUCUUAGAAAUGUAAGCAAACUUUAACAUUCUGGGCCAAAUCCAAAUGUGAAGCUGGUGGUAGCAUUGAGAUUUUCAUUUUUUCCUCUUGUGACUAUGGAGUUGUCAAGAAAUCAGUUCCAAAAGGUUUUGCAGCCAUGUCAAACAGUUUCUUGCAGAUACUCCAAGGACUACAGUGAGGAAAAGCUUUUUGUAGUCCUCCUAGUUAUACUAUAUUCUGUUUCUGCAAGAGAAGAAAUCCAGGAUUGGAUUAACCUCCCCCCCCCCCCCAAUCCAAGACUCUACACACCUGAUUAGAAAGAAACAAAGGCAUUGAGCUAGCUUCAGAUGUUUUAUUUCAUCUCACAUAAGAUAUAGACAGCCUUACUGGUGUUCAGGAAUUAUGAGAAUUGUAGUCAGGACAACAUCCAGAAGGAUACAGGUUCCGCAGCUCUGUAACACAGUGGUUCUGAACUUGGGAUCCCCAGAUGUUUUUUACUUUCAGCUUCCAAAAAUCCUAACAGUUGGUAUACUGACUGGGAUUUCUUGGAGUUGUAGCCCAAAAACAUCUGGGGACACCAGGUUGAGAACCACUGCUAUAACAGGUAAUAACCAUCUUGUUUGCAUUUUCCAGUUGAGGCAGAAGAUAUAUAAGAAGGGAACAAGAUAAUUUCCAAGCUUUUGUUUUGUAUGCUUAUGUUCCCAUUUGUAUACACACACACUCCAAUAUUUUGUGAUGUUGCAGAAGGGCCCCAGUAUAUUUCUUUUAUCCCAAUUAUACACACUGGAAGGUCAAUCAGUGUACCUAUUUCUAACGACAUAUAUUGAGAAAUAAAGAUAAACUGUUGCAUGGCUAAUUUCAAGUGGACAAAUAUGUACCAUCAUAAACUGAUGGAGAACAUCCUAGUAGUUCCCAGGUCUGGUGAAGAUACGGCUGCUUGUAUCACAACAGGAACUAUGAUAUGUACCUUACGUAGCUCUAAUUGUCUGAUUAGGAGAGCUGUGAGCUAUGUAUUUCCAAAAAAGUCCAUAUUUUAUUAUUUUGUGUGUGUAUAUAUAUAUAAAUGUAGAACAGUCAAAUAAUUUUCUUACUGUACUCAAAGCAUAUCUUGGGUACAUGUAACUGUAAGCUUAAUAGAACAAAAUCUCACAUGGCCGCAUUUUGGGAAGGGCAUGUUUUCCUGUAGUACUGACUGCUGUAUGGAUAGAAACAUAGAUAAAGAAGUAAAUUUUGAAGUUACUGGAUUUUCAGGUUAGCACAAAAUGCAGGCUAAUGGCUUUAGGAGUUACGUGUCUAUAUUGCCAUAUUGUCUGAAUACUCUUUGGUUUUCUAUAAGGACCUAUCAAUCAAUAAACAAAAAUCUCACAGAUCAUCUUUUGAGUAAUAGACUUGCGCUAAAAUAUCUGUAUAUUUUCAGUGUAGCUUCCCUUUAGGACUCCUGUGAUUUACAUUUCAAAUGUAACAACUUCUCUUGUUGGCUUUACAUUGUUAGAUGUAACUGUGUCCAAAUACAACUUUAUUGAGCAACUGUAGACCCAAAUGAAAGUUCAUCUUAAACAUGCACUGCCAGAAGCUUCAAAUUAUGUCCAACAUCACCAACUUUUGCUGACCGAGAGUGAUGUAUUUUACCAGAUUAUUUGGGGUUAAGGUUCCAAAAAUAUGCCCCCCCCCCUUUCUUAAAUGUAGGCACUUACACUGGAUUCAUUUACACCAUUGCACUUUUCAAAAGUUCGCUGAAAUUUGUGGGGCAUUGCUUGACCCAAGCUCCAUGUAAGCAGGGGCUUUCCAUUCUCCCCCCUAUAAAAAGAAAUAUUCCCUUUGCCUGUCACGUUUCUCAUUGCACAUGCAGAUUCUCCUCCUUUUCUGACAAUGGGGAAGACUGUGUUUUCCAAGCUCCGUGUGUAUUAUCAGAACUGUGCACUGGAUUAGAGUCAUUCUGUACCUGUUUUCACUUGCAACCCAUUAGUGUAUGCAUGCAAGAAACACAGCAAGGAGGAGGGUUGUAACAGCUGACAGUGCCCUGACUAUUAUCUGAAUCAACUCUAUAGGGUUCUUCAUAUCUAUGCUUCACAUGUGCGGGUAGGAGCAUUACACAGUUAAAGUUCACAGUUGUGUAGAAGAGAUUUUGUGUGACUAACUGUACACCUCCUGGGCCACUUUACACCUUCUGGAUAGGUAUAGGUGACAGGACCCAAAGGUAUGCAUCAGUCCGUCUUCCAUCCACAUAUUCAGUAUAUGUAUAUAUUAAAGGUGAAAAUAUGACUAGUAUGCUUUCUUCCCCCAACCCUCCUUGAAGGUUAUGAUAACCACCAUCUUAAAUAAAUGCAAAACCUUUUGGCCUUUGCGGCUAUAAGAGAAAAACUUGUAAUAAUUGUUGACAUCAUGGUACUUCUUUGGCACUUGAGUAGACAAUGUUUUUCCUAUAAUCUGAAAAGUUAUAUUUUUAUAAUUCUGUUUUUGUUGACUACUUGGUUACAGAGCGGCUUAAUAGUUUCAGAUUUGUUUUAUUGCUCCGAUUGUUUUAUGUAAAUGCUGAAAUGUAGCAAUAAUGUUUUCUCAGCUCCUUUAGGCUUUUGAGUCUUAAAAAAUAUUUUUCUAUAAAUAUAUAAAUAAACAUAUAUAUAUAUAUGCACAAUGAAAGUAUGUAUAAAUAUGUGGAAGUCUGAAAGAUGUAUUGUUGAAGAGUUUAAAUAAAAGUGUAAAUAGUAUACAUGAA